AUGAACAAUUCAAGAAACAACAUUUCGAAUCCAACUAUUGCUAAGGUCGUUGGUCAUCUGGAUUACUCUUUUGUGUCAGCAUGGCAUCCUGAUGGUCGCAUAUUUGCCAUCGGAAACCAGGACAAGACUUCCCAAGUCUGGGACAUAAGAAAUCUUUCAUUGCCAGUUGCCGUUUUGAAGAAUAACUUGGGUGCUGCUAGGUCAAUUCGAUUUUCAUCAGAUGGCCAGUUCAUGGUAGUCACGGAACCUACAAAUUUUGUGCAUAUAUAUAGCACAAAGGUAGACGAGAUUGAUUUCUUUAGGGAGAUAUCUGGUGUAUCAAUGGGUCCCGAUGACAAGUCUCUGUAUAUAGGAAUCUGGGACCGAACCAUCUAG
Pyrus x bretschneideri (Chinese white pear) is the source of this 375-nucleotide messenger RNA. RefSeq lists its product as uncharacterized. The record is from RefSeq and is a predicted model, not a curated record. NCBI's taxonomy places the organism in Eukaryota, Viridiplantae, Streptophyta, Magnoliopsida, Rosales, Rosaceae. Bases 1 to 375 code for a protein of 124 amino acids. The transcript has 2 exons. Gene Ontology annotation, molecular function: protein binding.